Messenger RNA from Plenodomus lingam JN3, 912 nucleotides. RefSeq lists its product as uncharacterized. Gene Ontology annotation, cellular component: extracellular region. Gene Ontology annotation, molecular function: hydrolase activity. NCBI's taxonomy places the organism in Eukaryota, Fungi, Ascomycota, Dothideomycetes, Pleosporales, Leptosphaeriaceae. The record is from RefSeq and is a predicted model, not a curated record.
AUGCGUCUCCUCAGCCUCCUAACAGCGACGCUCUCCCUCUCAUUUACAAGCGCAGCCCCGCAACUUUCCGCCCGCGCCCCAACUCCCGGCUCUCUCCAACAAGUCACCUCUUUUGGCGCCGCACCCACCAAAGCUGGGUUUUACAUCUACGUGCCCAAGAAACUCGCUGCUUCUCCGGGCAUCGUCGUCGCCAUUCACUACUGCACUGGAUCGGCACAGGCCUACUUUUCCGGAUCACCCUACAGCAGCCUUGCGGAACAGUACGGAUUUAUAGUGAUUUACCCCAGUUCUCCGCACUCGGGAACAUGCUGGGAUGUCAGUAGCAAGGCAACGCUCACGCAUGAGGGAGGUGGAGACUCGAAUACGAUUGCGAACAUGGUAAAGUGGACUAUAGGCGAGUACAAGGCCGAUGAGUCAAAAGUUUUUGUGACUGGGAGUUCAAGCGGUGCUAUGAUGACCAACGUCUUAGCAGCCACUUACCCCGACCUCUUCAAAGCUGCCAUCCCAUACUCCGGUGUCAAUGCUGGCUGCUUCGUCUCCGCCUCCGGUGGCGUCGAUGCCUGGAACAGCACCUGCGCCAACGGCCAAUCCACCGCCACACCUGCUGCCUGGGCUACCGUAGCAAAGAACAUGUACCCGGGCUACACUGGACCUAGGCCGCGCAUGCAAGUGUACCACGGCAGUUCGGAUUCGACGCUCAAGCCUCAGAACUACCAGGAGACGAUGAAGCAGUGGGCGGGUGUGUUUGGCUACAACUAUGACAAGCCGGAGAGCACAAAGGCAAAUGAUCCCCAGAGCGGUUACACGAGGACGAUUUAUGGACCGAAUGUUCAAGGCAUUUAUGCGCAAGGGGUCGGGCAUACAGUGCCAAUUCGAGGGGCGGAUGAUAUGAAGUUUUUCGGGUUUGCCUAG